AUGAGCAGAUUAUCGCUUAAAAUUGCAGUGCAAUCGUUUCUGCUGGUUUACUUACUAAGAAGUGUUGUUUUAUCCAAUUCCAAUUCUGGAGUUAGAAGUCUCAAAACCAAAUGCAUUGAUGAAGAAAGGAGAGCUCUCCUCAAGUUCAAGGAUAAUCUGGAAUCCUAUGACAAUGACACUCUUUCUUCUUGGGGCUAUGAAGAAGAAAAGAAGGAUUGCUGCAGUUGGGAAGGAGUUGGAUGUGACAACAUAACAGGACAUGUCAUUAUGCUUGAUCUUUCACAUCUGGGUCUUAGAACCAGGGGUAAGUAUAUGAGCCCUCCAUUGAUUGAGUUAGGUUAUUUGAAUUAUUUGGACCUCAGUGGCAACGGCUUGUAUGAGAAUAACCUGUUAAGUUUGAUUGGGAACAGUAUGGUUUCCCUUCAACACCUUGAUCUUUCUGAAACUCUAUUAGAUGGCUCCAUACCUGAAACUUUUUGGACCAACAUGACUUCCCUUUCACACCUCAUUCUUUACAGCAAUGGGUUAGGAGGUUCUAUUCCUCAAGGUUUUUGCAACGUGGCAAGCCUACGAUACCUCGAUCUUAGUGGCAACCUUUUUAUUAGUUCCAUUCCAAAAUGUUUGGGGAACAUGACUCUCUUUGAACACCUCGAUCUUUCCCAUAAUGAUUUGGUUGGUUCCAUCCCUGAAGCUUUUGGUAACUUGGUUACCCUUACCUACCUCAAUCUUAGCACCAACCAUUUAAAUGAUUCCAUUCCAAAAUUUUUGGGAAACAUGACUCUUCUUAAAUUCCUUGAUCUUCAUGAUAAUUCUUUCAAUGGUUCGAUUCCCAAAGCUUUUGGCAACAUGGCUACCCUUACAUACCUUGAUCUUGGGAUGAACUAUUUCAAAGGUUCCGUUUCAAUAACUUUUGAGAACCAGAGUAGUACACUCAAAUAUCUUGCCCUUGAUUCAAACCAGUUAGAAGGUGUCAUUACAAACAGUUUUUGCAAAAAAUUGACUUCCCUUGUAUUCCUUGACUUGAACAAGAACAAGUUAGAAGGUUCCAUUCCAAAAUGUUUUGGCAAAAAUCUGACUUCCCUUGUAUACCUUGACCUGAGCAAAAACAAGUUAGAAGGUUCCAUUCCAGAAUGUUUUGGCAACAAUAUGAUGUUGCUAACGUACCUUGCCCUUGGCAAUAAUCAGUUAGAAGGUCCAAUUCCUGAAGCUUUUGGGAAUAUGUCUGCCCUCGAAAAACUUGAUCUUAGGAAUAACAAACUUACAGGUGAAAUUCCAACGUCCGUUUGGAACAUAUGUACAUUACGUGAGCUGUUCCUGAAUUCAAACAAUCUUAGCGGACAGCUCCUUGAGCUCACUCAAUCCUCAUCAAGCUGCACAAAUCACUCAUUACGGAGAUUGUUUUUGCAUGACAAUCGAAUCACAGGGCUAUUUCCUUCUCUUAGAUUGUUCUCUUCUUUGGUGAGCUUGGAUAUUUCCUCAAAUCAAUUAAGUGGGAGUGUAGAUCCAAGUAUUGGUCAAUUAUCAGAGUUGGCAUUUCUAAACCUUUCAAAUAACCUUUUAGAAGGUGUCAUUUCCAAAGCUCAUUUUUCGCAACUCUCCAAACUGAUUUACUUGGAUUUAUCUUCGAACAAAUUGAUUUUCAAUGUAAGUUAUGCUUGGAUUCCUCCUUUCAGAUUGCGUACAAUAUACCUUAGUUCUUGCAAGUUGGGUCCUAAAUUCCCAAGAUGGCUUCAAAGUCAAGAAUAUAGUCGGCUUGAUAUUUCCAACACCGGAAUUUCAGAUUCAAUUCCCAGUUGGUUUUGGGACCAUCAAUAUAUAAUGGACAGAGCCAAUGUGUCUAACAACCAACUCAGUGGAAUGAUUGGGAAUUAUUCAAUGUUCCCUGCAGAUGUCAUAGAUUUGAGUUCCAAUCAAUUAGAAGGAGCAGUUCCAACGUUUUUAUUCAAAGCUGCAACAGUAUUGAGCCUUUCCAGAAAUAAAUUUUCGAGCAUAAAUUCCAUGUGUGGUGUCACAGAUGCGAUAUUGAAAGUUUUAGAUAUAUCACACAAUCAAUUAUCAGGGAAGCUUUCAAAUUGUUGGUCGCAAUUCAAUGACUUGGUCGUCCUCAAUUUGGCAAAUAAUUACGAGUUGUCAGGUGAAAUUCCUACCUCCAUUGGAUCUUUGACUAAUAUCAACUCAUUGCGUUUAAGCAACAAUAAGCUUACAGGAGAACUACCUUUGUCGUUGAAGGAAUGCAAAAACUUGGUAGUUUUUGAUGUGGGAGGCAAUAAGCUAUCAGGAGCAAUACCAACUUGGAUAGGGGAAACACUACAGGAUCUUGUUAUCCUUAACCUCCGAUCCAAUCAUCUCCAUUGA
Ziziphus jujuba (common jujube) is the source of this 2355-nucleotide messenger RNA. RefSeq names its product receptor-like protein EIX1. The coding region runs from base 1 to 2355 and encodes 784 amino acids. NCBI's taxonomy places the organism in Eukaryota, Viridiplantae, Streptophyta, Magnoliopsida, Rosales, Rhamnaceae. Gene Ontology annotation, molecular function: protein binding. The transcript is spliced from 2 exons. The record is from RefSeq and is a predicted model, not a curated record.